This is a messenger RNA of Lutra lutra (Eurasian river otter), 1738 nucleotides long. It is a transcript of the gene DERA, whose product is annotated as deoxyribose-phosphate aldolase. Bases 139 to 1095 code for a protein of 318 amino acids. The transcript is spliced from 9 exons. Gene Ontology annotation, biological process: deoxyribonucleotide catabolic process; carbohydrate catabolic process. The record is from RefSeq and is a predicted model, not a curated record. Lineage: Eukaryota; Metazoa; Chordata; Mammalia; Carnivora; Mustelidae. Gene Ontology annotation, molecular function: deoxyribose-phosphate aldolase activity. Gene Ontology annotation, cellular component: cytoplasm.
GAGGUCCACGGCCCUGCCCCCAGAGGCAGCGGGGCGGGGCUAGCGCAGCGACGCCGCGAGGCGGGCGGGAAGCAGGAAGGGCUGGCCGCAGGGUUACUGGGCGGAGAGGAGUCGGCGACUGCUGCAGCGGCCCGCGCCAUGUCCGCGCGCAACCGGGGCACGGAGCUGGACCUUAGCUGGAUCUCCAAAGUACAGGUGAAUCAACCCGCAGUUCUGAGGCGUGCAGAACAAAUCCAGGCUCGCAGAACCGUGAAGAAGGAGUGGCAGGCUGCUUGGCUCCUGAAAGCUGUUACCUUUAUAGAUCUUACUACACUUGCAGGCGAUGACACAUCUUCCAACGUUCAAAGGCUCUGUUAUAAAGCCAAGUAUCCAAUCCGGGAAGAUCUCUUAAAAACUUUAAACAUGCAUGAUAAAGGCCUCACGACCGCGGCCGUUUGUGUUUAUCCUGCGAGGGUGUGUGAUGCAGUUAAAGCGCUGAAGGCCGCAGGCUGUACCAUCCCCGUGGCUUCAGUGGCCACUGGCUUUCCAGCUGGACAGACGCGUUUAAAAACACGAUUAGAAGAGAUCAGAUUGGCUGUGGAAGAUGGAGCUACGGAAAUCGAUGUGGUGAUUAACAGGACAUUGGUGCUGACGGGCCAGUGGGAAGCCCUGUAUGAUGAGAUCCGUCAGUUUCGCAAGGCCUGUGGGGAGGCUCAUCUGAAAACCAUCUUAGCAACAGGAGAACUUGGAUCUCUUACUAAUGUCUAUAAAGCCAGUAUGAUAGCAAUGAUGGCAGGAUCAGAUUUUAUUAAGACCUCUACUGGAAAAGAAACAGUAAAUGCCACUUUCCCGGUAGCAAUAGUAAUGCUACGGGCCAUUAGAGAUUUCUUCUGGAAAACUGGAAACAAGGUAGGCUUUAAACCAGCAGGAGGCAUCCGCAAUGCCAAGGAUUCCCUUGCUUGGCUCUCUCUCGUGAAGGAAGAGCUGGGCGAUGAAUGGCUGAUGCCAGAACUCUUUCGAAUAGGCGCCAGUACGCUGCUUUCGGACAUUGAGAGACAGAUUUACCAUCACGUGACUGGAAGAUAUGCGGCCUAUCAUGAUCUUCCGAUGUCUUAAAUCAGUGAGCAGUUCCAGGAGAGUUCUUUAUAGCAAUGUUUAAAAUGUGUUUUUCUAUGUAAUUGCGAAAAUUGUUUGAUUAAAAUGUGAGAGAAUGGAUAGGUAACUGAUUUUUUUCCCUUAAAACUUUCACUGAAUUUAAUUCAAAGAGUGAAAGGAAAAAAAAAACAACUAAUCCGUACAUGGUAUUCUUUUUAGGCAGCACUGAAGUAGUCCUAAUUACUUGAAGAUCUGUAUUGUUAAUUUUGUGAAUAUUUUCUCUUAAAAAUUUGGAGUGAAAUAUUAACGAGAGCUUUGACAACAUUAAAUUCUAAGGAGAAAAAAAUGUUAAACUGCCCAAGAAACGUGCCUUAGCGAAAGAAAACGCAGCAUCCUGAGCUGUUGGCCGUACUCUAAUGACUUCAGGAGUCACUGACUUGGCACUAAUUUCCUGCCAAGAAAAUCUGUCUUUUGAUUUUUGCAACAGAUAUACUCUUUUAUUAAUUGUUUUGCUAAUGGAACCUCUGUCAUUGUUUCAUGAUAUUAUGGCUAUUGCAUUUUUAAAAUAAAAAAUCCCUGUAGUUUAUUUUUUUGAAAAAAAAAAACAACUUUGAAUUGUAACAAUACCUACUAAAAAAUGAAUCCAUUAAACAUAGAGAUUUUA